Molecule: messenger RNA, 1282 nt
Organism: Heteronotia binoei (common prickly gecko)
Lineage: Eukaryota; Metazoa; Chordata; Lepidosauria; Squamata; Gekkonidae
Product: zymogen granule membrane protein 16-like
Exons: 3
Coding region: 183-698 (171 amino acids)
Source: RefSeq, a predicted model, not a curated record
GGGUGUGAUUUACCUGGUAAUGUGAUUUACCUCCAUGCCUUGAAAAACUUCAGCUGCGCAUUUCUGGGAAAGGGACAGAACAUUUGUUUCCAAACCAAUCUGGAGCUGCCUGCGGGAAAGAGAAGGGCAGGCUUUAAGAUCACAAUGACCUGAUUACGUCCCUGGGAAACUUUCUUUCUAGGAUGUUUCGUUUCGCCAUCUUCGUGUUGCUCUGUUGUGCUGUCUCCAUCAGUACAGGGCUGAUUAAGAAACGGUCUGCUUCCCAUUCUGGCGAGUAUGGGGGAAAUGGAGGAGAGCGCUUCUCACACUCCGUAAACCAACUGGAUGGGCCCAUAACUGCCCUUAAGAUUCGGGCUAACCCAUCAUACAUUACAGGCCUCCAGAUCCGGUACGGGAAGGAGUGGAGCAACUAUGUGGGAGGCACCUCAGGUGACUUGCAGGCGAUUGUGCUGCACCCCGGAGAGGGCAUCAUCCAAAUCUCUGGGAAGGCUGAUUCAUACAUCCGCAAACUUAAAUUCCGAACCAACUUGGGCCGCCACUUUUCUUUUGGAGUUGAUGUGGGCAACAGUUUUAGUGCCCACCCACUCUUUCCGAGAGCUAUCCUGUCUUAUAUCAGUGGACGCUCAGGUUCUGUCAUUGAUGCCAUCAGUUUCCACUGGAAUGUGAAGUCCGCUGGAGGAACAGGACAGGAGAACUAAAAGGUUCAAUGGAUGGGAGGAGAUGGGGGGAGUGUCUGUCCUUUCCUUCAACUCUCAGGGCUUUAUCUCUCAUAGCUAUUCAGAAUGAUUAUUUCAGCUACCUUGAUAGUCAAGAAUUUUUUCUCCUUGUUUACUUAUUUUUGUAUUUCCAAUAUUUUUUUCAGCCAUCUACUUCUCCCUUCCUCUGUGUGCAUAUACACACUUUGUCCAUUCGUUCCACCCCUUUCCAAUGUCCACCAGUUCAUCCCAACAUGCUUUCUGUCAGGGCUUUUUUUUUGUAGCAGGAAUUCCUUUGCAUAUUAGGACACACCCCCUGAUGUAGCCAAUCCUCCAAGAGCUUACAGGGCUCUUAGUACAGGACCUACUGUAAGCUCCAGGAGGAAUGGCUAUAUCAGGGAGGUGUGGCCUAAUAUGCAAAGAAGUUCCUGCUUACAAAAGAAGCCCUGCUUUCUGUCCUUCAUUGGUUCAAACAACUGACCACGUAUUCCAUUCCUGGCCCGUUUCUCAUAGCUUUCUCUCCAGUCAAAUGAGGACUUUGCCAGCAAUGAUUGUCACAUAAUAAAAUGCAGAUUUUUAAAAUAUUA